UGUGUGAAACAAACGUCCCCCUGCAGCAUUUUAUUUGACGUUAUUAGUACUCAUGGGUAAUUACAUGGUGCCAUAACAGCGCUGUGGUGCAGUUGAUUUAAGGACAGUCUCAGCAUGCAGCUGCAGCAGGUAUUCUGGGCGUGGCUUGUCCCAUAGGUGUGUGAGGAAGAGGACGGUUUCAGGUGUUUCAGCAUUCCCUGCUCGCGACGAUACAGGAAGACCCAGUGACAUUUGAAUUGAACUUUAACACCUUGCAAAUAUACUUUUCUUUACUGUAAGAACUAAAAAAUUCCAGGUGCAUAGUUCUUCUCUUGGGAAGAGGAACCGGAUCCUGUUGGACUCCAGUUGGAGCGUUUUUGGAAGAUGUAUAACGCCAGAUAUGAAUACGACGGUCACAAUGGUCGUCAGGAGCGGAUCGACUUCUUAAACAGCAAAGAGAAGUCUUCAUCAAAGAAGAAGAUCUGCAUCGUGGUCGGGGUCCUCGUGGGGCUCCUCAUCCUCGCUGCCGUCGCAGCGUUCCUCAUCUGGCUGUUUGUUUUUAAAAAUGCUGAAGAAGGCAGUUUCAGUAAGCACCUCAAGCCGUCAGCGCAGGUCUUCAGCGGACAUAUGAAGCUGGAGGGAGUUCCCUAUGACCAGAAGCUGGAGGACACCAAGAGCAAGACGUUUGACACUUUGGCAACCAAGCUGGAGGCAACUCUAAAGGAACUCUACAAGAAAGAUCCACUCCUUGAAAAAUACUACACUAGAUCUACGGUCACUGCAUUCAGUGAGGGUGUGGUCGCCUACUUUUGGACCCAGUUUGAUAUUCCAGUCGACGACCUGGAGAUCCUGCCCGAGUUCUCCGAGGACCGGGUGUUGGAGGCUCUGGAGUCGGGCAUAAAGGCGAAGAGGAGAUCUGGGAGCAGCAACGACAUCAGUAUUAGUGAAAUCACUGCUUCACUCACAGAUUCUCGCAUGGCCAGGAACCCCAGAGCCAAGGAGUGUUUCCACCGUCUGGAGGCUGAAGAAACGGAAAAAAGCUUUACAUCCCCAGGGUACCCCAGACGCUACCCCGCCAAGUCUCGGUGUCAGUGGCAAAUCCGAGCUGCAGAGAACCACGCCAUAUUUGUCUCUUUCCCUUUUUUCCAUGUGGAGGAUGACUGCUCUGAUGACUUUGUCUCCAUCUAUGACUCUUUGAGUCCAGAUGAUUCUCAGGCCAUCACUGAAAAAUGUGGUCAGAGGCCUCCCUCCAACCCUCUGGAGGUGGUGUCAUCCGGCAACAUCAUGUUGAUUAAUUUGAUUACCGACACUGAAGUCCAGAGGCCUGGCUUCCAGGCUGUGUAUAAAGCCAUCCCGAAGUCGAAAGUUAAAACCUGCGGUGGCGUCCUCACUGCUGACCACGGAGUCUUCACCUCCCCUCUUCACCCCAGCUUCUAUCCUCCUGCUGUGGACUGCAAGUGGACCAUCAAGGUCCCUGCUGGGAAGAAAGUGAGGGUGAAGUUCAUCAUGUUCCGCAUGAAAGAGCCUGGAGUGGACACCCGUCAGUGUAACAAAGACUAUGUGGAGUUUAUGGGCACCAAGUAUUGUGGAGAAUUGUCCUCUUUGGCUCUGACCAGCAGGACCAACACCGUAGAUGUGAUCUUCCACUCUGACGAGUCCUACACUGACAAAGGCUUCAGUGCCGAGUACAACGCUUAUGAUCCUGCUAACCCUUGCCCCAACCAGUUCGCCUGUCUCUCUGGCAUCUGCAUCUCCAAAGACCUGCAGUGCGAUGGCUGGAACGACUGCGGUGACAUGAGCGACGAGAUGAAGUGUAAGUGUGAGAAGGACCAGUUUGCUUGUGACAAUGGCAUUUGCAAACCAAAACUCUGGGUUUGCGAUCGCGUCAACGACUGUGGAGACGGGAGCGAUGAGAAAAGUUGCAGUUGUGAGGAGAAUGAGUGGCGCUGUGGUAACGGGGUUUGUAUGCCUCAGGACGUUGUGUGUGACAAGAACCAGGACUGUGAAGAUGGAAGUGAUGAGGCCUCUUGUAAAGUCUCUCCGGGCAUCUGCUCCGACUUCAGCUUCAAGUGUAAGAACACAGAAUGUGUCAACAAGGUGAAUGCCGAAUGUGACCGCAUCAACGACUGCUCCGAUAACUCUGACGAGGCCGGCUGUGCUUGUGGCACCAGGCCCUAUAAGCUGAACCGCAUCGUAGGAGGGCAGAACGCGGAGCUGGGGGAGUGGCCCUGGCAGGUCAGCCUUCACUUCAAGACCAAUGGGCAUGUUUGUGGCGCCUCCAUCAUAAAUGAGAAGUGGAUGCUUUCAGCUGCCCACUGCUUUGUCACCAGCAGCCCAGACAACCAUGUUGCAACCAACUGGCAAACCUACAGUGGCAUGCAGGACCAGUACAAGCACGAUGGGGUGGAGCGCCGAGCAGUGAAGAGGAUCAUCUCCCACCCGGAUUACAACCAGAUGACCUUUGACUAUGACAUCGUACUGCUGGAGCUCGUUGAGCCGCUGAAGUUCACCAACACCAUCCAACCCAUCUGCCUACCCGCCGCCUCCCACGUCUUCCCUGCAGGCCUGGCCUGCUGGGUCACAGGCUGGGGCUUGCUCCGAGAAGGAGGUCAGAAGGCACAAGUGCUGCAGAAGGCACAAGUGAAAAUCAUCAAUGACACGGUGUGCAAUGUGGUGACGGAGGGCCAAGUCACCUCCAGGAUGCUCUGCAGCGGAUUCCUAGCUGGAGGAGUUGAUGCAUGCCAGGGAGACUCCGGAGGCCCCCUGGUGUGUUUCGAGGAGAGUGGGAAGUGGUUCCAGGCCGGCAUCGUGAGCUGGGGCGAGGGUUGCGCCCGUCGUAACAAGCCUGGUGUCUACACGCGCGUCACCAAGCUGAGAGAGUGGAUCAAGAAGGAGACAGGGAUUUAAUCAUGUUGGUAGGAACAGGGAGGGAUGCAACAACAACAUGGUAGUGCUAACCAUCAUGGAGACGGAACAUUUGAGCCUGAUUCAGGACUUCAAGUCUCUCCAAGAUUUCUUCAUUUAGCAGCAGACUGAGCAGGAUACUGUUGCACAGAACCAACUACUCACAUGAAUGACUUAAAGCGCUUUAUUUCGUUGCCAACCCCCAUUUUCCCACUCCUCCCACACACACACACACACACACACGUACACAUAAACCACAAUAACUCAUAUUUUGUAUUGUUUUUAAAGGCCUAAAUCAGCACAAUGUCUUUCAACCCCCCAACAAUAUUGUCAUGUUCCACCGGUGGAUAUACCUUGAUUAUAAAUAAUGCAAUAUGCAAAUUCUGGGAAUUAUUUUCCAAAUAUUUCCAAUUUAACCCUUUAAGAUUGAUGCAAAAUCUGGACAUUUUACAUAGUUAAAAAAAACAAAGAGGUUUAUGCCUUAGUAUUGAGUAUUUCUAAACAGGUGAGAUGUCUUCAUCCUUUUGGGAUCAUGCUGUAGAUAGUUAUACAUUUGGUGUUUUAUUAUGAAGUAUCUUAAAGGACCAUAGCUCUCAUUUUAACCUGUUUGCUAUAAAAGACUCAUACAGAUACAUUACCGACAUUCCAAAGCACAGCAUAGGCUUUAAGAUUGACUCAACUAUUUUUAUCUACCUAUUGUCCAGGCAGCCAUUACUCUCAGUUUUUAUCGGUUAAGUAUAAACAUUAGCUUGUAGAGACAUCUUCAUUACUGUGGGAUGAUCACAGAAGUUAAGAGAAAAACAAAAGGACAAAAAAAAAACCCACAGCAGUGAGGAUAAGUCUAACACAUUUGGUUAGACAUGGUCCCUGAAGAAUGUUGAUCUGAAGUGACGCUUUACUUGUUUAAAGUUGUUGCUGAUCUGAACCAUAGACUAUAACCAGUGGCUGAGAUCACGGUGAUUAUGUACAUUUUUACAGUGAACUAGCUGCUGUUUGCUUGCAACCAGCAUAAUGCACAGAGCUGGAUGGACUCUCUGUUAGCAGCUAAUGCUAUCGCUAGCUAGCUAGGAAAAGGGGCUGGGUAAGGGUUAAAGAUCUAAGAUAAAAACACAAUACACCAUGGUUGCAACCUGUUGAUCACAAGGUAGCCACACCCUAAAGCAUACCUGCUUUAUUUCACUCUAAAUGGGACCAUGAGUUACAAAGUUAACCUCAUGCUGUACUGAAGAGCUUACAAUUAGUGAUUGAAACCAUCAACUUGUCAGGAUAAUGUUUGAGGUAAAAAAAAAAAAAAUCAAAUGACAAGUACUGUCGUUUUCUCAUAGUCUUCUUUACAAUCUGACUUCUUUUUGUAA
Centropristis striata (black sea bass) is the source of this 4238-nucleotide messenger RNA. RefSeq names its product ST14 transmembrane serine protease matriptase (gene st14). Bases 364 to 2886 code for a protein of 840 amino acids. The transcript is spliced from 19 exons. The record is from RefSeq and is a predicted model, not a curated record. Gene Ontology annotation, biological process: acrosome reaction; proteolysis. Gene Ontology annotation, molecular function: protein binding; serine-type endopeptidase activity. NCBI's taxonomy places the organism in Eukaryota, Metazoa, Chordata, Actinopteri, Perciformes, Serranidae.